UGCCGCAUUCAUAGUUUCGGAACAGGAUGUAGCACUUGUUGAUUCCCGAGCGUUUCUACCGUACGUAAAUAACUAGGUUAGAAGCAUAAAAAAGGAAUUCUCUGCUCAGUUUUCGUUUUGUUUUCUCAUCGGUUUUAAAGGCUGUGUGCACAAGUUUUGAAAUUUCCGACCUUUUCAUCCUUUACAUACAACUGUUACUGAGGAUAAAACAGCAGUUGAUAUUUUGCAACGAAAUUCGUAUUGGAAUAAAUCGCUCCGGAAAGAUGCUUUUGUACGUGACGGUCUGAUGUGUUGCCGAUUCCGAAACUACUGGCUGAGAUUGCUAAUAAAAGAGCAAAGUAAAAUCGUUUGGGAUUUGCAAAGAAGGAAGCAAAUCGGUGAUUGAAGUCCUGUGUGUGAUGAACGCUCAGGUCAAAUUCUUACUUUCUUAAAAAAAAAUGUGUAGCUUUUGUUUUCAAUUUGCAACCCGCUUUGAUGUUUUGAAAGUCUGUGAUUCGCCGUAGCCAUAUGGAGUUUCACCGCAGGUGACAAACGAUUUGUGUCAUGAGUCGACAGUCUUUAUCGACUCUUCCUACUUUAGAUGAACAUGUGAAAUGGGAUUAUCUGCUGGCGGCCUGUUCGGACAGUACCUCCCGCUGUGAGCGCCGCUGCCAGUAUGUGCCGGACAUCUUCCAGCAGUUGGUUCCAAUGCGCGACGAGGUGGAACGCGAGUCCAGUGCUGUUGUCAGGUUCGAAGUGCCCGAGAAUCAGGUGCUGUUCAGUGGACAAGAGCGCUGUAUCCUGGCCGCCCAACGAUUCCUCGAUCAGAAAGCCCAGGACAUAGUGCUCGCCAAGAGCAGGGGAAAACCAUCUGAGAGCAUGGGAGAGAUGGGAGUGAUCAGUCAGGUCGGAACGCAGUCAAGAGAAGUGUUUCGGCAGGGCAGGAAUCUCGAAUCUGAAGACUCGAGCUACGAUUCCGACUGCGAAGUUGCUGAUUCCGCUGGCACUCCACAGAGCGAGCAGCCGGGAGGGGGCAGUGAGUCCUACGAUCCUCACCACGACGAUGUCAGCCGCACUGUGUCGGACACUCUGGGUGCCGAAUUUGCCGAGUACGUCACCCGGGAUCCUGUGGAAGCCGUCAUGUCCGAUCCGAAUUACACUGGACGAGUGGAAUUUGCCCUGAAGCUGGGGUACACCGAAAAGCAAGUACAGACUGCCCUGCAAAAGCUGGGUCCGCAGCCCAGCCAGAACGAACUGUUGGCCGAACUGAUUCGGCUUGGAGCGUCCGCGACCUUUCGAAAUCAAUCUCCAUCUGGGACAUCGGAAAGGACUGAUGAUACGAUUGACCAUUUCGAUGGUGGAGUGUCCGGGAGAGCUGACGGGGAAGAUCCAUCCAAUCUGCGGCAUAUCGUCAUCGAUGGGAGCAAUGUGGCAAUGAGCCAUGGCAAUAAGGAGGUGUUCUCGUGCCGGGGUAUUCAGAUCUGUGUAGACUGGUUUCGCGCGAGGGGUCACAAAAACAUCACCGUCUUCGUUCCUCGGUGGAGGAAAGAAAAUUCUCGGCCAGACGCCCCUUGCACAGAGCAGGAGAUCUUGGCCCAGCUGGAGAAAGAACGUAUGCUGGUUUUCACUCCUUCUAGACAUGUCGGUGGCCGUCGGCUGGUGUGCUACGACGACCGCUACAUCCUUCGCUUGGCUGUGGAGAGUGAUGGCAUUGUCGUCUCAAAUGACAACUACCGGGACUUGGCAAGCGAAAAUCCAGAGUUCAAGAGGAUCGUCGAGGACAGGCUCCUCAUGUACUCCUUCGUAAACGACAGAUUCAUGCCUCCUGAUGAUCCCUUAGGUCGGCAUGGGCCAUCCCUUGACAACUUCCUUCGCAAGACUCAUUGCCCUCCCCGAACUUCAGAGUCCCUCCCUCCCCCCUGCCCUUACGGAAAGAAAUGCACAUAUGGUAACAAAUGCAAGUAUUAUCAUCCCGAAAGGGGUAAUCAGCCCCAGAAGUCUGUGACAGAGAGAUUGGCAGAACAGGCCAAAAUACCCCUGCAGGAAGUCAAAUCAAGAGGGCUCAAGAGCCGAGAAUCAUCACCAGGUGAUAAAUUAAAAUCAUCUGUUCAAAUGCCCAGCAGUACAAAAGCCAAAAAACAACCUCUUUCCAGAACAAAAUCUCUUGUGCCAUCCUCAGCUCUUCCAGGAAAUUCUUCAGAUAAAAGUUCUCAGUUAGUGGAACGAACAAAAAGUGACGGAUCAGCUGUCAAGCAAGAUGAAAAAUCUGCUUUGCCAAAAAUGGGAAAUCCAUAUGGGACCCCAUAUGGACCACCAUGGUCUUCUACAACAAUGCCACAGAUAUCAUUGACCACAGACUCUUCCCAACGUGGCUGGGCCACAAUCCCUACAACUCUUCCGCAUAACAUAGCUGGUUCUUGUGCUGAGAUGUUCCUUGAGCCUGAUGGUGGUGGUGGACAUUUGUUUGUAGCUAAACGGCUGUCAGACCCGGAUAACAAAGCUAUGAAAAACUUACCUUCAGGUCAUCAGCCACCUGAGAUGACUAACCUGCAUCGCAAACUGCAACGUCAGUUAACUCUUAAUCCUGCUUAUGAUCCACGACUUGUGCAGCUAGGAGGAUAUAUGGACCGGUCUUCCCACUCACUGGUUUCUCAACCCCAAGAAAAUCCAGCUGCUUGGUCACGGACAGACAGAAUGAUUCCACGAUCCAACAGUCAAGAAAACGUUCAUCUACUGCAAAGUGGAUAUGGACAUGUCCCUCUUGGGAGGCUGGGAAGUGAUGGCAGCAGAGUUGCUGGCAAUUUUCCAAUGGCUUCUCCUCACUUAUGGGACACAGAUCCAUCAUCUGCACGUUUGGCAAUGGCACCUGAACACCAGACAGUGACUCGCAUUGCCAGUGCACCAGACUCCUGCCAUCAAUGGCCACCAUCUGCUAGGAUGCAACAUCUUAACAGCACAUCUGACACCCGGUUAAAUCUUUAUCCUGAUCAGCAGAUGAAUCCUCUGCAAUUAGGUAACUAUCCAGAAAUGCAACAGCAGAGACAUUGGUUGUCCCAGAGUCAUGGUUUAGAUCCACCAAGACCUAUGAUGGGAUCAUCAUGGCAAGAACAGUCACCAUCUGGCAUAGCUCGGGGUACAUCCCAAGUGUUGAGCCAACCUGUGCGACCGUCAAGUGUGCCACCACCAGGACUGAUUCAGACAGGACGACCUGCCUCCCCAGACUUCUGUGAUGGUGCAAGACACCGUCUGUACUUCCAUUUGGCUUCUAUAUUUCCAAAGGAACAGGUUCAAACUGUUAUGGAAAUGUACCCACAAGAAACAAAUCCACAAAAAAUAUGUGCAGCAAUACUUAGCAUGUUUCCAAAAGGAUGAACUUGAAGGGAAAACUAUUUAUUUCCUCUUCUCAAAUUGCUUCUUUCCAUUUGCACUGCUUGAAAGAUUGUGCAAUUACCCAUCCUAGAGCCUGGUCGUAAUAAAUAUAAAAACAUUUUAAUUAAAAUAUAUGAGGCGAAAUCUUCAUUGAUUGAUUAUGGUUAAGUUUCUGCAUAAGGCAAUAAGGAACAGGUUUCUAUUAGGAUUAAACCAAUAGAAUCAUUGGAUGCUUCAAGAACCAAAAGGAUUGAUCUCUUAAAUGAUUUUUGCACUUUUUAAAGGAACCAUUUCCUAUUGGUAAACCCCCCAAAAUUAUUCAUAUUAAUUGAAUAGAAACAAUAUCAAAUUUUAUAAGUCAACUUUUAAUUCUGACAAAUUAUGUAUGUUUUUUUAUUUAUUAACUUGUGGCAAUAUUGUUGUGAAAGUAUCAAAAUUUCAUGUAUAAUUUGACAGAAUUAAAAGGCAAACAACUGAAGCUACUGUUGAUAGAACUUGUGCUUUUAAAUUUCUACUAAAUGUUGUCAUUUUACUCAAAUACCUUUUUAAUAAUGUUAUGUGUGAAAUUUUUGAUUGCACUGUUGUCGAAUCUGCCUUAAUUUUAUUGACUAUUAUAUUUGUAGA
Molecule: messenger RNA, 3972 nt
Organism: Argiope bruennichi
Lineage: Eukaryota; Metazoa; Arthropoda; Arachnida; Araneae; Araneidae
Product: probable ribonuclease ZC3H12B
Exons: 7
Coding region: 544-3351 (935 amino acids)
Cellular component (GO): nucleus; cytoplasmic ribonucleoprotein granule
Molecular function (GO): mRNA binding; RNA endonuclease activity; metal ion binding
Source: RefSeq, a predicted model, not a curated record